Parnassius apollo (apollo) is the source of this 258-nucleotide messenger RNA. The record is from the annotation of a GenBank genome assembly. Lineage: Eukaryota; Metazoa; Arthropoda; Insecta; Lepidoptera; Papilionidae.
AUGGAUGAUGAAGAACCAGCAAUAGAACCACUAGUUGACAUCAGUGGUGUAAGUUUUUUUGACUUUGUUCAAGUGGAUGAAGAUGUUGCUGUCUCAGGUUCACCAACCGAUGGCAAAACUUUAUCUGCGACGGAUACAAAUGAAAAAACCAACGAUGAAGAUGAAGACGAUACAUCAGAACCUUUGGCAGAGGUGUCAAAUAAGGAAGCAAGAGCCAUUCGAUACCUUAAAAAGCUUCUGACUACAAAACGAAAGUGA